AAACAUCACCCCCAGAAAGGAGCAGUUCUCCAAGCCACCUGGCCCCGCACAGCCAUUGACGCGCCCCCUGAGAACAGCAUCUGAGGAUCCUCGCAGUAAGGGAGGUAAAAGAACGAAAUUCCCGGCUUCAAUAUUGCUGCAAAAGUAAUAGCAGAGACCCCCCCCUUCCACGCGCAUUUAGCCAACCAGACACGUCGGCGAGCAGUCGCGACACAACAAACCCACGCCUUUGCCUCUCGCUUCUCCACACCCUCUCUGUCCCUUACUCAAAUUCUUCCACGUUACGGAUCUGCCCUCUCCACAACGCUUCCUCUUGCAUCUGCCACCUCCUGCGCGAUCAUCAAGACACACCGAAUAAACAAUUGUCGAUCAUCAUGGCGCUUCAGGCUGCAUACAAGCAGUUUUUGGAUGCUCCAAACGCCUCGCUCCUGGCUGACAACGCGUCGCUCCACUACAUUACAACUCUCGUCACCUUCAAUGGCUCUUCCGAAGUCCUCAAGCAUCUUGCCAGCCAAGGCCAUCAGCUCGAGAAGAAGGAGGAGAAGUUUCUGGAUGUGAUUGAUGGCGGCAACGCUCUGGCAGUAGAGGUUUACACCACCCUCGAAUUUCUCACUGGAGGCGGCGCAUAUCUUCCCAGCUUGGACGACAACUUCCUCACCGAUCGCGUUGUUACUUUCCCAAUUAUCCACAUCGUUACCUUCGAUUCGAGCGGAAAGAUUCAACAAAUCCGACAAAAUUGGGAUCAAGGCUCUCUCCUCAAAUUGAUCGAUGUCAUUGGCAAGACCGGACGCAACUGGCCAAUUCGCGAUGGCGUCGACCAAAUAAAGUUGAUUACAUCAAGUGUCAAGGCUGCUGGAAAGACACCGGUCGAUACUGCGGCACGCCCAGCUGAGCAGGAGGAUUCUCGAUCCCGGAGCAGCUCUACAAAUGUCACUCGCGAUCCCCAUGCUUCUUUGUCGCUGUUUGCGCCUCGCGACAGGAGCAUCAAUGAUUCCUUGCCAGCUGUCGUUGCUCCUCGCGCAUCGGCCAAGCCGCCUCCACGCGAUUACCAUGAUCUCUUCGUUGGCAACGACUCAGAUAACUCUCCAGCUUCCCCAACCAAGACUCCAGUUGCCAUCCGCUCGGAAUCCCCAUCCAAGGGGAGCGUUAUUGCUCCCAAGGGUGGCGCUGGCAAGAACUAUGCACCGUCCCGGCUGUUCGACACGGAGGAAGCCGAGGUUGAAUCGCCAUUGAAGAACCACUCUGCAGACCACUUCUAUCGACCCAACCCAACGAAAUACCAACACUUCGACUUUGGUGAUGGCAAUGAGGAGCCAGAAGUCAAGCAAACUCCUCUGAAGGAGGUCAAGUCCAGCAAGCAUGGCAGCCAAUGGAACUUUGAUGACUUCAACACACCCGCAAAGGUUGUUCCUAGCAAAGUGCUCCGCACCAACGACGUCCGCCAUUGGGGAAACAGUGAUGAUGAGGUUGAUGACAGCCCUAUCAAGGCCAAGAACGUUCAUCAACCACGUAAGGACGCCGAGGCUCAUUUCGAGUUCCGUGAUGAUGGCACUCCAGAGGGCGAACGUCGCAUCGUUGGUCGUCCUCGCGGUACGGGUCAAAAUACCGGUCUGGGUCUCUACAAGAACAACCUCUAUGACGAAGCAACUGGUGGACCUGGUGGCGAAACACCCAAGCGUCUUGACACCAUCGCCAAUGUCAAAGACCGUUCCAAGGAUUUCGACGCCCACUUCAACAUCACCGACGAUUCCCCCGCUCACAAGUCAGCUGCUCCUGCCCAAGUCUCUGAGGAUCGUGCCAAGGUUGUCAAGAUGAUGGAGGCAAACUGGUCCGCCUACGAUAAAUCCCCCAACCAAAAGGAGAACGUCCCUGCCUCCCCCACCACUUCUAAACCUACGACCGGAGCAGGCAAAGGCCCCUUGGCUGAAGCUACAAACACCAUGAGCAACCGAAACGACAACCCCAAGGGCAUCACCAUAGGCGGCGACGGUAUGGGCGGCAAGAAGGGUAGCGGCAGACAAUGGGGCUUCGGUGAUGAUAGCGACGGCGAGGAAGCCAACGCGAAUAAGCCAAAAUUCGUGUCUGGCCGCCAACAAGGCAAGAAUCAGGCUACUGGAGGUGAUUUCUGGGAUUUCUAAAUCUUGGGAGGCUCAAACCCCAACCCCUCGUAUUGUCUAUCGCGUUUGGAUGAGGAGUGUCUUACGGCUGGAUAAUGCCUAAUGAGUAUGAGGUUAUGAACAGCAAGCAUUCGUUUAUCAGAUUGCUUUCCUUACUUUUUUUUUUCACGUCUCGUUUCGUGUAUGGUAUGGAUGGAUAGCUAUCAGUCUAUGAACGCGACGCGCGAUGUCUUUCUUUGCGAUUACUUAUCUCCUUGUCUUUGUUGGAUGAUAUUCGUUGGUGGGGAGUUGUUGAUAGAGAGGGGCAGAAGAGAAAAUUGGGGUAGAUAUGGGUCGGUGGAUUCGUCUUUGGUGUUGGUGUUGGUGCAGGAGAGAGGAAGAAGGUGUGGAUGUUAGAUUACAAAUAUGGAUAUGUUAUGAUAGCAAACAACUACCCAAAAUGAAAAACAAACCCUUCUCUCAGACACUGGAGACUCCAG
This is a messenger RNA of Hyaloscypha bicolor E, 2596 nucleotides long. RefSeq lists its product as uncharacterized. The transcript has 2 exons. Bases 375 to 2138 code for a protein of 587 amino acids. The record is from RefSeq and is a predicted model, not a curated record. NCBI's taxonomy places the organism in Eukaryota, Fungi, Ascomycota, Leotiomycetes, Helotiales, Hyaloscyphaceae.